AUGGCCACUCCGGUCAACCCGUUCCGCACACCCAUAGACCGUGGCAAGCGACGCACCUUGCAAGAGAUUGCAGCAGCCGCCAAGGGUUCCAAUGCCUUCAAGGCGUUCCAUAGGCAGUCAAACCAACCUAUUACGGGUCAUGCAAAGGUCGCAAAAUGGCUCUGCGACCAGGGGGAUCCCGUACAGGUGAGGGAACCCAACACCCGUCCAUCCAGCAGGCGCUCUGCCUUCAUUAUCUUGGAUGAUGACGAUGAAGCCCCUGGCCAGCGUCCGCACAGCCUACUUCCGCACGCUGGCGCAGUUGCAAAGCUAUCCCCUCAAGUGCCCCAUACUCCUCUGUCGUCCCGGCACUUCACAUCAAAGGGGCUCAAGCGCAACGUGUCCGACUUGGACGACAGUGAAGAUGUCAUCUACGUCCGGACAAGCCCGGCCCCAAGCACUCCGAGACGGCCGCCGACAACUGAAGCAGUCGUGGACUUGACCAACAGCAACCGCCCGACACGCCAGACGUCUCUUCUUGGCCACCAGGACGACGAUGUCAUUAUCAUUGACCCGCCGGCCGCGGAGAUUCGUCCUCAACUGCGGCAACUCCUUGGACGGCCCCGAGGUGCUGCAGAAGUCCAGCCUAGGAAGCGACGGAAACGAGCGCAUGCUGGGUUGGUACCUGCCCGUGGCAUUCUUGAGGGACCACGGGUGGCCAUAUCCCCAGAGCGGAUGGCCACACCCGAGGCAGACAUGAUUGAAGCCUCAACCUCGCUGCGAAGCGUCGAGUCUGUGACUCACUUCUUCACCUUGGCGACCGAGAUGCGGGACAAGAUUUAUCGACACCUGCUUGUCUCAGCCAAGCCAAUCGUGGUCCGACGUCUCUGGCAAGAGCUGUGUCGUCCCACCUCUCGCCGUGGUCUUCGUGGCGACGACGUCAACUCUAGCCCCCUCGAUCCGAGGAUCCUGAUUGUGUGCCGCCGCACUGCCGAGGAGGGUACUCGAAUUCUAUACUCGGAGAACACCUUUCUCUACAUGCUGCGAGACCCCGAUGUCGUCGAAAAUACCGGCAAUGGGGUUGUAAGACGGAGCGAGCGGGGCAAAAACCGGAAGGAGGAGGAGCGUUCGUCCAGGAACGUAAUCAACCUGAAAAAAUACGGCCAUCUCAUCCGUCACAUGGCCAUCGAGUUGGAGAGCAACCGCACAGAAAUCUCAUAUGAGAAACUCAUGAGUGCCGCUCUCGAAACUUUAGUCCCUGAUGCUCCUGGUUCGCCUCGGCUUCCAUCCCCACCUCGCCCACCCUGUGGUCCGAUCCACCUGCACACCCUAACCAUCACCAUUUCACCGCUAUUCAUAACCCAGCGUGCCGCGCGAACCGCUGGGCUGGGCAACCAAGACGCGGUCAUUCACGAAGGCCGCUUUCUAAGCAUGGUCGGUUUCUUCAGCCGUGGCUCACCGGUCCUCAAAGCACUCCAUCGCGUCAACGUCGACUUCCUGCGCAUCAAGGUCAUUGUCAACUCGAACAUUAAGGACGGCCGCGCAGGAGACACAGCCAGUCCAUGGGUCGACCUGACUGAGGAUGAGGUCGACGGCGACGACGAAGACGACGACGCCGAGGAUUCAGACGAAUCGGAUACCUCCUCUGAGUACCGACCCAAGAAAUGGCACUUCGAGACGACAAUCGAUCUGCGCUGCCUUCCCCCCCAUCUAGAGGAGCUCAGCCGGGGAUCCCAGCUCUGGGCCAACGAUGCCCUGAUACAGGAAAAGCGUCGCCAGCAGGGCGCCGAGGCGGAAGAGAAGCUAGUUUCCCUGCGUCGGCACAUGGAGCAUGCUUGCCUGGAUCCCGAGAUGGCGCUGCGCGAGAAGUUUUGGGAGGAAACUAGUGCUGCUGAGAGGAGGCGCCGGGCGCAAAGGGCAAAGGAGGAGAGACGGUUCGAUGCCGAUGCGUAUUAUGUCGAAGAUGAGGGUGGUGAUGGUGACGAUGGGAGGACUGCGAGGGGAAUGAAGUCGUUGAUUAUCUCUAUCGACCGGGUGGGCGAUGAGUUGAGGGCCUAUCGUCCCUAG
This is a messenger RNA of Parathielavia appendiculata, 2046 nucleotides long. RefSeq lists its product as uncharacterized. The coding region runs from base 1 to 2046 and encodes 681 amino acids. Lineage: Eukaryota; Fungi; Ascomycota; Sordariomycetes; Sordariales; Chaetomiaceae. The transcript has 2 exons. The record is from RefSeq and is a predicted model, not a curated record.